Messenger RNA from Lathyrus oleraceus (garden pea), 748 nucleotides. Its product is annotated as histone H2A.2-like. Gene Ontology annotation, molecular function: DNA binding; structural constituent of chromatin; protein heterodimerization activity. The transcript is spliced from 2 exons. The record is from RefSeq and is a predicted model, not a curated record. Bases 134 to 592 code for a protein of 152 amino acids. Gene Ontology annotation, cellular component: nucleosome. Lineage: Eukaryota; Viridiplantae; Streptophyta; Magnoliopsida; Fabales; Fabaceae.
AAUAGGUUGAAAAUGACCGCGAAAGUAUAAAACCUUGCUAACGCCUAUCGGAAAUAUAUCUCAUUCAUUAUCUCCAAUUCUCAGAAUUCUCUCUCAAAUUCUUAGAACACAGUGAUUUAAUUGGAAUCAGAAAAUGGACGCAAGCACAAAGGUGAAGAAAGGAGCCGGUGGAAGGAAAGGAGGAGGACCAAGGAAGAAAUCGGUGACAAGAUCUGUUAGAGCCGGACUUCAAUUUCCCGUCAGUAGAAUCGGUCGUUUUUUGAAGAAAGGAAGAUAUGCUCAGCGUGUUGGUACCGGUGCUCCUGUUUACUUGGCCGCUGUUCUUGAAUAUCUUGCUGCUGAGGUUCUUGAGUUGGCUGGAAACGCAGCACGUGACAACAAGAAGAAUAGAAUUAGUCCAAGACAUUUGCUGCUGGCUGUGAGGAACGAUGAAGAACUUGGAAAAUUACUUGCUGGUGUUACCAUUGCUCAUGGUGGUGUUCUUCCUAACAUCAACCCUGUUCUUUUGCCUAAGAGGACUGAAAGUGCUUCUUCUUCUGCAAAGGAACCUAAAUCUCCAUCAAAGGCCAAGAAAACUCCCAAGAAAGCUUAGAUUUUGCUUCUCCCUUCUGUGUUGAUAUCUCUUAAUCUUAGUUUUUAGGCGUCUCUCUCUUUUUAAUAUAUAACAAGCAAUCAAUGUAAUUCCAAUGUCAUUAGUUAAUGAAAUCCUUUUAUUUUUAAUACACAAUGCUUUGCUGGUGUUUGUUUA